Exaiptasia diaphana is the source of this 1285-nucleotide messenger RNA. Its product is annotated as tubulin alpha-3 chain. Gene Ontology annotation, cellular component: microtubule; cytoplasm. Lineage: Eukaryota; Metazoa; Cnidaria; Anthozoa; Actiniaria; Aiptasiidae. Gene Ontology annotation, biological process: microtubule cytoskeleton organization; mitotic cell cycle. Gene Ontology annotation, molecular function: GTP binding; structural constituent of cytoskeleton. The record is from RefSeq and is a predicted model, not a curated record.
UUCAUUCAGACUGUCGAAGUCUUUGGGAAUGAACGUAACUUUGAUCCCCGAAUCGAAAACCUUCACCUAAAAGCACACCAUUUCUCUCAAGCCUACAGUCAAAAAUGCGUGAAUGUAUCUCAGUCCACGUUGGUCAAGCCGGCGUUCAAAUCGGAAACGCAUGUUGGGAGUUGUACUGCCUUGAACAUGGAAUCCAGCCCGAUGGUCAAAUGCCUAGUGAUCAAACACUAGGUGGAGGGGAUGACUCAUUCUGUACGUUCUUCAGCGAGACAGGAGGAGGAAAGCACGUACCUCGAGCUGUAUUCGUAGAUUUAGAACCAACAGUCAUUGAUGAAGUUCGUUCAGGCACAUACCGACAACUCUUCCAUCCUGACCAGUUAAUUACUGGAAAAGAAGACGCCGCUAACAACUAUGCUCGUGGACACUAUACCAUUGGCAAAGGCAUGAUUGAUGAUGUGUUGGACAAAAUUCGAAAAUUGAGAGAAUGUAUCUCAGUACACGUUGGUCAAGCCGGCGUUCAAAUCGGUAACGCAUGUUGGGAGUUGUACUGCCUUGAACAUGGAAUCCAGCCCGAUGGCCUAAUGCCUUCUGAUCAAUCRCUCGGCGGAAGCGAUGACUCAUUCUGUACGUUCUUCAGCGAGACAGGAGGAGGAAAGCACGUACCUCGAGCUGUUUUCGUAGACUUGGAGCCUACAGUAGUCGAUGAAGUCCGUACGGGUCGUUAUCGCCAGCUCUUCCAUCCCGACCAGUUACUGACGGGCAAAGAAGAUGCCGCUAACAAUUAUGCUCGCGGGCAUUAUACUGUAGGCCGAGAAGUAAUUGAGCUUGCGCUGGGCAGAAUCAGGAAAUUGGCAGACCAAUGUACUGGUCUUCAAGGAUUUCUCAUCUUCCAUUCAUUUGGUGGAGGCACCGGUUCCGGAUUUUCCUCUCUUCUUAUGGAGCGUCUGUCCGUCGACUAUGGCAAGAAAUCAAAGCUUGAGUUUGCAAUCUAUCCAGCUCCGCAAAUCUCCACUGCUGUUGUGGAGCCAUACAACUCGGUCCUGACCACCCACACCACACUCGGGCACUCUGACUGCGCAUUCAUGGUUGACAACGAGGCUAUUUUUGAUAUCUGUCGUCGCAACCUCGAUAUUGAAAGACCUUCUUAUAAGAAUUUGAACCGUCUGAUUGGCCAGAUCGUGUCGUCCAUCACGGCUUCUUUACGCUUCGAUGGUGCUCUGAAUGUGGACUUGACUGAGUUCCAGACCAACUUGGUACCCUACCCACGUAUCCACUUCCCCUUGGC